AUGGCUACCACAGAUACCCCCAUGGCCGAUGCGCCCUCCGCUAUCGAUGCUACGCCACGCGCGGGUCAGACUAUCACCCACGACGAGAAGGUGUAUACGACCAUCCAAGAAGGAUUGGCGCAUAUCCUUGUACCACAUGGCAUACCUACUUCUCAAGAUCCGAAGAUGACCAAGGAGGAGACGCAACGGCAACAAGUCUUCUACAAUCCCAUACAACAGUUCAAUCGUGACUUGAGCGUUCUUGCGAUCAAGACUUUUGGACAGGACAUAAUACAGCGGAAGACUCUAAAGCAUGAGCAGCUCAAGAAGAAAGGUGAGAGAAAGAGACAGAGAAAGCAAGAGAAGGCUGCAGCGGAAGAGGCUCCCAAUAGCACUUGUGUGUCAGAUCAGGUUCCUGUGGCGGACAAGGUUCCUGCGACUAAAGAGGCUGUUGCGACCGACGAGGGCGCAGCGAAGAAGCGCAAGCUGGACGAGAGCGCUGCUGAUGGUGAUGCAGCUCCCGCCAAAAAGCAAAAGGUCGCCGAGAACGGAGAUGCUGGAGAGGAAGAGGGCGCCAAUGGAGUGUCAGACGGUGCAUCCAAGUCAACCCAAACGCAUGAGGUAUGGAGACCGCCCUUCAGCAUCCUUGACGCGCUUUCCGCGACGGGUCUACGAGCCCUGCGAUACGCCAAAGAAAUACCCUUUGCAACAAGUGUUACGGCGAACGACAUGUCACAGAAGGCGGUCAACUCUAUCAAGCUGAACGUCAAGCACAACAAGCUGGAAGACACCAUCACAGCCAAGACUGGUAACGCAAUUGCCUACAUGUAUAGCUACUGCGACAAGAACGGGUACGAUGUCAUUGACCUCGACCCUUAUGGCACCGCGGCCCCUUUCCUCGAUUCCGCGAUUCAAGCUAUCAACAGUGACGGUCUACUAUGUGUCACUUGCACCGAUUCAGCCAUUUUUGCGUCCCACGGCUAUCUCGAGAAGACCUAUUCGCAAUAUGGUGGUCUGCCACUGAAAGGAGAACCCUGCCACGAGGGCGGUCUUCGGCUGUUGCUGCAUGCUAUAGCCUCCUCCGCGGGACGCUAUGGCAUGGCCAUCGAGCCACUCCUGUCUUUGUCGAUCGACUACUACAUUCGCGUAUUUGUGCGCAUACGCAAGUCCCCGGAGGAUGUCAAGAUGCUUGCUGGCAAAACAAUGGUUGUGUAUCAUUGUGACAGCGGUUGUGGCUCAUGGACCACGCAGUUCCUCGCGCGGAAUAAAAUUACACACAACAAGAACGGCGACAAGUUUUACAAACACAGCUUUGCAGCUGGCCCUACUGCCGAUGAACACUGCCAGCAUUGCGGCUUCAAGACCCACUUGUCCGGCCCAAUGUACGGCGGCCCGCUGCAUAACGUGGGAUUUAUCGAACGUAUGUUAGCGCAGCUAAACGACGUCAACCGCGCGACCUACCCGACAAUGGAUCGCAUUGAAGGCAUGCUGCACACAGCCUUGGAAGAAAUCACAUUCGGCGCCAAAGACAAAGCAAACGGCGGAAAGGACACAAAGGUCCUGGAUCCACUGAUUCCGAAAGCUGACCCGGCGGAAGUAGAUCACCAUCCUUUCUUCUUCAUUCCUAGUUCCGUCGCAAGGGUAUUACACUGUUCCGCCCCACCGCUCGCACCUCUGCGCGGAGCGCUUCGGCAUGCUGGCUUCAGAGUGUCAAUGAGCCACUGCAAGCCUGGCUCUAUCAAGACUGAUGCCCCGUGGAAGGAUAUAUGGCAUAUUAUGCUCGAGUGGGUUCGACAGCGGGCACCACUCAAGAAUGCGCCAAAGAAGGCUAGUGCAGGACUUGUUAUACUGGGCAAGACGAACGCAGAAGGUCUAUUCACUGGUGGAGGCUCAAAGGAGCCAGUUGAAGUCUCUGCGAGAUCUGUGGGCGACGCGCAAGACGCGCAACCCAACGAAAGCACCGCCAAUGUGGAGGCUCCAGCAGCAGAGAAGAUUGUCCCUUUCGCUUAUCUGGGUUCUGACUUCCAUGUCAAUCUCGAUGAGAAACUGGGCAAAGAUCCUGACAGAGGCAAGUAUGUCCGCUACCAACUGGCGCCACGCGAGAACUGGGGCCCAAUGGCUCGCGCGAAGUAG
Parastagonospora nodorum SN15 is the source of this 2112-nucleotide messenger RNA. RefSeq lists its product as hypothetical. NCBI's taxonomy places the organism in Eukaryota, Fungi, Ascomycota, Dothideomycetes, Pleosporales, Phaeosphaeriaceae. Gene Ontology annotation, biological process: tRNA N2-guanine methylation. The record is from RefSeq and is a predicted model, not a curated record. The transcript has a single exon. The coding region runs from base 1 to 2112 and encodes 703 amino acids. Gene Ontology annotation, cellular component: nucleus. Gene Ontology annotation, molecular function: RNA binding.